Molecule: messenger RNA, 2046 nt
Organism: Arachis duranensis
Lineage: Eukaryota; Viridiplantae; Streptophyta; Magnoliopsida; Fabales; Fabaceae
Product: lupeol synthase
Exons: 16
Biological process (GO): triterpenoid biosynthetic process
Cellular component (GO): lipid droplet
Molecular function (GO): intramolecular transferase activity
Source: RefSeq, a predicted model, not a curated record
UUUGCAUUAUAUAUUACAGGAUCCCUUAAAGAAGUUAUAGGAGCAGAACACAAGAAAGAAAUAAUUCGAUAUUUGUAUAAUCACCAGAAUGAAGAUGGAGGAUGGGGGUUCCAUAUAGAAGGCCACAGCACAAUGUUUGGAUCAGGAUUGAGUUACAUUGCAUUGAGAAUUCUUGGAGAAGAACUUGAACAUCAUGAAGACAUGCCAAUGGCCAGAGCCAGAAAGUGGAUCCUUGAUCAUGGUGGUUUAGUGACUAUUCCAUCCUGGGGAAAGUUCUGGGUUUCGGUGCUUGGAGUUUAUGAGUGGUCAGGUUGCAAUCCAUUUCCACCAGAGUUAUGGCUUCAACCCAAAUUCAGUCCUUUUCAUCCAGGAAAAAUCAUGUCCUAUUGUCGGAUGCUUUACAUGUCCAUAUCAUACGUAUAUGGGAAGAGAUUUGUAGGUUCUAUUACUGGCUUAAUCAAGUCUCUUAGAAAAGAAAUGUACAACCAACCUUAUGAUCAAAUUAACUGGAACAAAGCCAGAAAUACUAUUGCUAAGGAAGAUCUAUAUUACCCACAUUCUUUAAUACAAGAUGUGUUAUGGGGAUUUCUCUAUCACAUUGGAGAGCCCUUCCUAAAUCGGUGGCCCUUUUCAAUGCUUAGACAGAAGGCACUUCAAAUUACAAUGACUCAUAUACGAUAUGAGGAUGAGAUUAGUAACUAUCUUUGCAUUGGAGUUGUAGAGAAGGUGUUAUCUUUGAUCGCAUGUUGGAUUGAAGAUCGCAACUCAGAGGCAUACAAACUUCAUUUAGCUCGAAUUCCUGAUUAUUUUUGGGUUGCUGAAGAUGGUUUAAAAAUUGUGGGUAUCGGUAGUCAAAUGUGGGAUGUAGCUUUUGGUAUAGAAGCAAUACUUGCUUGUGAUCUUAAUGAAGAAUUUGGACCUACACUUAGGAAAGCAUAUGACUUCUUGAAGGCUUCACAGGUUCUUGAAAAUCCAUAUGGUGACUUCAUGGCAAUGCAUAGACAUAUUUCAAAAGGGGCGUGGCCAUUCUCAAUACAUGAUCAGGCUUUACAAGUUUCUGAUAGCACCGGAGAAGGAUUAAAGCUGUCGAUCUUGUUGUCAAGAAUGCCAAUUGAAAUUGUUGGGGACAAAGUUGAAACACAAAGACUAUACGAUGCUGUGAAUGUUAUUCUCUCCAUACAAAGUAGUAAUGGCGGUUUCCCUGCUUGGGAGCCUCAAAGAGGCUAUCAAUGGUUAGAGAAAUUCAAUCCAACAGAAUUCUUUGAAAGCGUUAUCGUUGAGAUGGAUUACGUAGAGUGCACAUCAUCGGCACUGCAGGGCUUGCUUAUAUUUAGAGAGCAAUACCCAAUGCAUAGAAGACAAGAAAUAGAUCACUCUAUUUCCAAGGCAAUCCAUUUCAUUGAAAACUCACAAAAUUCAGAUGGCUCAUGGUAUGGUUGUUGGAGUAUUUGUUAUACCUAUGGCACAUGGUUUGCUGUGGAAGGACUAAAAGCUUGCGGAAGGAAUUACCAUAAUAGUCCUUCGUUGCGCAAAGCAUGUGAAUUUUUGUUGUCAAAACAACUUCCUAAUGGUGGUUGGGGUGAAAGUUACUUGUCAAGCCAAAACAAGGUAUAUACAAAUCUAGAAGGUAACCGUGCAAACUUAAUUCAAACUUCAUGGGCUUUAUUGUCACUUAUUGGAGCAGGACAGUUUUUAGAUGCAAAGAAUGUAGAUUGUGCUAAUCAUUGGAAUUUUGCUGUAAAAACUAAAAAGGCUGAGAUAGAUGCUACACCCAUACACAAAGGAAUAAAGUUAAUAAUCAAUUCACAAAUGGAAGAUGGAGAUUUUCCACAGCCGGACGCAACAGGAGUGUUUUUCAGAAACUGUGUCAUAAACUAUGCAUCACAUCGUAACAUAUUUCCUAUAUGGGCUCUUGGAGAGUAUCGGCGCAGAGUGUUGCAUGCAUAAUAGUGUAAGCAUAAUUCAUAAGAAUAUUUUCAACUUUCUAUUAUUGAUUCCAUAGUCAAUUUACAAAUGGUAAUGUAUCAGUUAUAAUGUAAACCUUGU